Tribolium madens (black flour beetle) is the source of this 633-nucleotide messenger RNA. RefSeq names its product 40S ribosomal protein S13. Lineage: Eukaryota; Metazoa; Arthropoda; Insecta; Coleoptera; Tenebrionidae. The coding region runs from base 138 to 593 and encodes 151 amino acids. Gene Ontology annotation, molecular function: structural constituent of ribosome; small ribosomal subunit rRNA binding. The transcript is spliced from 3 exons. Gene Ontology annotation, biological process: translation. Gene Ontology annotation, cellular component: cytosolic small ribosomal subunit; nucleolus; ribosome. The record is from RefSeq and is a predicted model, not a curated record.
UUAAUUUAUUAAUUAAAUUGGUCGAUUUUUGGACAGUUGAGUUGGUGGUACCAACCCACGAAACCAAAAAUCCCUUUUACGUUUCUAGUGCGUUGGUGUUGGUUUAUUCGCUGGAAAUCGUGUAAUUUAGCCUUAAAAUGGGUCGUAUGCACGCACCUGGCAAAGGUAUCGCCCAAUCGGCGCUCCCCUACCGUCGUAGUGUCCCCACGUGGCUGAAAGUGACCCCCGAUGAGGUCAAAGACUACAUUUUCAAGUUGGGCAAAAAAGGCUUGACCCCUUCACAAAUCGGUGUGACUCUGAGGGACUCGCAUGGAGUGGCUCAGGUGAGAUUUGUGACCGGGAAUAAGAUUCUCAGGAUUAUGAAAGCCAUGGGGCUUGCACCUGAUCUCCCCGAGGAUUUGUAUUAUUUGAUUAAGAAGGCUGUCGCGAUCAGGAAACAUUUGGAGAGGAAUCGCAAGGAUAAGGAUAGCAAAUUUCGCUUGAUUUUGGUCGAGUCGAGGAUUCACAGAUUGGCCAGAUAUUACAAAACUAAGAAUGUUUUGGCACCGAAUUGGAAGUAUGAGUCUAGUACUGCGUCAGCAUUGGUGGCUUAAGACUUGAGUGUAUUUUUUACUAAAUAAAACUUUAAACUGG